CACGCCGAUGACGUCACCGCCAACUGUCCUGAAGGUGUAGUGAAAUUCACCAUCUGCUUCAUACACUACAGUAUUUUAAGGAUGACUGAGAACGACGUUGAGAACGAGCUUUUAGACUACGAGGAGGAUGAGGUGGACGCGACCGGUCCUGGAGACGUGGUAAUUGGCCACGAAGGGACCAUAUCCAUCAGGAAGGAAGGGGUCAAAGGGUCAUACGUGUCCAUCCACUCCUCAGGAUUCCGAGAUUUCCUUCUUAAGCCCGAGCUCUUGAGAGCCAUAGUGGACUGUGGAUUCGAACACCCAUCUGAGGUCCAGCAUGAGUGUAUUCCUCAGGCGAUAUUGGGAAUGGAUGUAUUAUGUCAGGCCAAGUCUGGAAUGGGUAAGACUGCUGUCUUUGUGUUGGCCACCCUUCAGCAGCUGGAGCCAGUGACUGGUCAGGUGUCGGUGUUAGUCAUGUGCCAUACCAGAGAGCUGGCGUUCCAGAUCAGCAAAGAGUAUGAACGCUUUUCCAAAUACAUGCCCAGUGUCAAGGUGGCAGUGUUUUUUGGUGGUUUAUCCAUAAAGAAGGAUGAGGAGGUGUUGAAGAGAGAGAGCCCUCACGUGGUGGUGGGCACCCCUGGUCGGAUACUAGCUCUGUCCCGGAACAAGAGCCUCAACCUGAGACACAUCAAGCACUUCAUCCUGGACGAAUGUGACAAGAUGCUGGAACAACUUGACAUGCGACGUGACGUCCAGGAAAUCUUUCGCAUGACCCCUCAUGAGAAGCAGGUCAUGAUGUUCAGUGCGACCCUGAGCAAAGAGAUCCGUCCCGUCUGCAGAAAGUUCAUGCAAGAUCCGAUGGAAAUUUUUGUGGACGACGAGACCAAGCUGACGCUUCACGGCCUCCAGCAGUACUACGUCAAGCUGAAGGACAAUGAGAAGAACAGGAAGCUCUUUGAUCUUCUGGAUGUUUUGGAGUUCAACCAGGUGGUGAUCUUUGUGAAGUCAGUGCAGCGUUGCAUUGCUCUGGCUCAGCUGCUAGUGGAGCAAAACUUUCCGGCCAUUGCUAUUCAUAGAGCAAUGCCUCAAGACGAAAGACUGGCUCGAUAUCAGCAAUUUAAAGAUUUCCAGAGACGGAUCCUGGUGGCCACAAACCUGUUCGGCCGAGGUAUGGACAUCGAAAGAGUCAACAUUGCCUUCAACUACGACAUGCCUGAAGAUUCAGACACGUACCUACACAGGGUGGCGAGAGCUGGCAGGUUUGGAACGAAAGGUCUGGCCAUCACAUUCGUGUCAGAUGAAAGUGACGCCCGCACUUUGAAUGAUGUUCAGGACAGGUUUGAGGUGAACAUCAGUGAACUUCCAGAGGAGAUUGAUAUCUCGUCAUAUAUCGAACAGUCACGAUAAAAAUGCAGAAGAACGCAAGAAGCGAAGGUUCCUCUGGAAUAUGCAUGGCAUUGUAGCAUUUGAUAGCAACUGAGAGGUUGUGUUUCACAUAGACUGUUAAGCUGUUCGUGAAUACAUCAAGUAUUAUAAACUACUUAGUGUUAUCUUAUAUUGUGGUGGGUUGCCUAAUGCCCCCUCAGCAGUUCAGUUAUUUUUUGAGUGUUUUUAUAUUUUCCUCCAAAUUCUGAUAAUGUUCUGUUCAGCUUGUUCAUAUUUAUUUCUAAAUCAAGAGGCAUAUUUUGUGUUUACUGUCGAUAGGGGAGGAGUUUGUGGAUUGUUUUGAAACAUACAUUUGAAUGCAUUGAUGUCAAAUUGUUUCGACGUUAAAAAGGUUAGUAGCAGGUGAACGUCUGUUACCAGUGAAUCAGGCAUCGACACAAAAUGUGUUGAGCGUUUGAGUUGUCAGAACCAUGGCCACUUUGUUUAAACGACUCAAUGCUUGUUACACCAAAUAAAGUAUGUUUGUUUAAUUUACAAACA
Messenger RNA from Triplophysa dalaica, 1905 nucleotides. RefSeq names its product DEAD (Asp-Glu-Ala-Asp) box polypeptide 39B (gene ddx39b). NCBI's taxonomy places the organism in Eukaryota, Metazoa, Chordata, Actinopteri, Cypriniformes, Nemacheilidae. The record is from RefSeq and is a predicted model, not a curated record. Bases 82 to 1386 code for a protein of 434 amino acids. Gene Ontology annotation, biological process: mRNA splicing, via spliceosome; mRNA export from nucleus. The transcript has 11 exons. Gene Ontology annotation, molecular function: RNA binding; RNA helicase activity; ATP binding.